This is a messenger RNA of Raphanus sativus (radish), 1431 nucleotides long. RefSeq lists its product as uncharacterized. The record is from RefSeq and is a predicted model, not a curated record. Lineage: Eukaryota; Viridiplantae; Streptophyta; Magnoliopsida; Brassicales; Brassicaceae. Gene Ontology annotation, molecular function: zinc ion binding. The transcript is spliced from 2 exons. Bases 1 to 1431 code for a protein of 476 amino acids.
AUGGCAGAUGUAUCAGUAGUUGUGUCGAGAGAAGCUGCCAGUGCACAUAGGUUCUUUUACCUUGUUGAAGAGAAUGCACCUACCUCUCCAUCUCUAAAAUACUACUGUAACUCUUGUUUUUUGUUUCACUCAGUUAAUGGUGGACUGUUGGGUACAAUGAGCUAUCGCGUGAGAUCGUUCCGCGGGAAGAAUGUGGCGGUUCCUGAUAUACCUGGUAGUCCGGAAGAGAGCUACAAGAUGAUGUACAGCUAUUUGUACAUGUUAAAGCAACUGAAUCCGGGAACAACAACAUGUGUGAAAUUGGAUGAGGGAUCUAAAUUCAAGUACCUCUUCGUCGCCUUGGGAGCUUGUAUUGAAGGGUUUACAGUUAUGAGGAAAGUGAUAGUUGUGGAUGCGACAUGGCUGAAGAACGGAUAUGGUGGUGUUCUAGUGUUCGUGAAAGCUCAAGAUCCUAAUCGUCACGAUUAUCCACUUGCGUUUGCAGUGUUAGAUGUAGAGAAUGAUGCUAGCUGGACUUGGUUUUUCGAGAUGCUUAAGAGUGUUAUACCAGACUCUUCUGAACUAGUUUUCAUGAGUGACAGAAAUAGAAUAAUGAUAUCCGCUAUAGCAAACGUGUUUCAUCAGGCUCACGAUGGGCAUUGUUUAUGGAAUUUGAAGGAAAAUGUUAAAUUGCAUGCUUGUGGCGUCAGAAAGGAUAUAGUCGGGCAUAGAUUCAUGGAGUUGGGCAGAUAUUACACGGUGGCUGACUUCAACUCAGCUUACGAUUCGUUUAAGAUAAGCUAUCCUUCAGCCUACAAGUAUGUUCAAGAACAAACUGAAAAGGACAGAUGGGCGAGAGUUUUUUUUCCACGUGACAGGUACAAUUUGGAUACAAGCAACAGUGUGGAAUCAAUGAAGAACGUUUAUAAAGAGGAAACGACGUGGGCCUUGAUACCAAUGCUGGAUUGCAUCAUCGGAAAAUUUUCUGAUUGGUUCAAUCAACAUCGGAAGGAUGAUGUUGCUGGAUCAAUUGAUAGCAAACUGGUGCCUCUGGUUAAGAACUACUUGCACGAGCUAUGGCCUGUUGCACAAAAUCUACCUGUGCGGAAGAUUGAUAGUUAUGUGUUUGAGUACGAGAUCACCGACACUGAAGGAAAGAUGUUUUUGGUGAGAUUAGUUGAGAGAAGUUGUACUUGCAAGGUGUGGGAUUAUGAAAAAUUUCCUUGUCUUCAUGGACUGACUGCUUACAUAUAUUAUACUACAACCGUUGGCAGCCGCAUUCAUAUACAUGAGCUGUGCUCAGAAUACUACUGGUCAGAACUUUGGGCACUGGCAUAUUCCAGGACACUUUAUGUUGUGCCGGAGAAGUCUUCUUGGAAUGUACCGGAUUACAUCAAGGAGGUGAAGAUCAUGCCUCCGGAUUCCUCCAGAUCGCAUCGCACGGAAGGUUAG